AUGUUGCAAUUAAAUAUUGUGAAUGCACUCUGCCUUCAAAUACUGUUCUCGUCAAUUGCGUCCGCUGGGCCAUUAGACACAGCGCCUAAAUACCAGGCACUGCCACCGCUACGAGAGCAAGCUGUAAUUCAAGACGCAUUGAGGGACCAGCGAGUCUCCAAUAUACCUCACAUAUUACAAAAAUACGGAGUAGAUGCCUGGCUAAUGAGCCAGAAAGAAUAUGCUGAGGAUACCGUCUUCUGGUCCCUCAAAUCAGCUACCCAAUUCUCCGCCCGUCGCCGCACUGUCCAGCUGUUUCUUGCAAAUGCCACUGCUGGGGUGAAGUCGGCAUAUACCUGGAUCGACAACACGCCAAAAGUAUGGUCCGACAUACUCGAGGUUCUCGAGGAGCAAAAUCCAGCUUCUAUCGCCCUUAAUAUUGAUACAGAUAUUUCUUUCAGUAGUGGCUUGCAUGCUGGUGAGUAUGAGACAAUCAUAGGCGAAUUAGGGGAGAAAUGGAGCAAGAAGGUGGUGAGUGAGCCGAUGGUUGCGGUUGAGUAUAUCGGAACGAUGGUCAAGGAGCGCUUGCCUUGGUAUCGGAAAUUGCAAGAGACAGCUUGGGCGAUUAUUUCGGAGGGGUUUAGUGAGAAGGUUAUCACUCCCGGAAAGACCACUACCGAGGAUGUUGAGUGGUGGAUGCGCGAGAAGAUCCAGCAGCUAAACUAUACCACUUGGUUCAUGCCAAGCGUAAAUAUUCUCGAUGAUAAAGAUAUUUUCGGGAGUGGCACCGAGAUCAAAUCGGGCGCUAUACAGUAUGGCGAUGUGCUGCAUGUCGAUUUCGGCGUAACGGCGUUGGGUUUAAACACUGACACACAGCAUUUGGCCUAUGUGCUCCAUCCAGGAGAGACGGAGUCUGACAUCCCUCAAGGUCUACUCAAUGGACUGAAGACAGCGAAUCGGCUGCAAGAUAUUGUGAAAUCGAAUAUGAAAAUUGGGAGUUCAGGCAAUACGAUAUUGAAAAACGCAUUGAAACAAAUGCACAGCGAGGGCAUCGAAGGGAAAAUAUAUUCACACCCUAUUGGGGAUUGGGGCCACUCAGCCGGUACACUUAUAGGUAUGUCUAAUCAACAAGAUGAGGUCCCGGUACUUGGAGACCUCCCUCUUUUAGACAACACCUACUACAGCGUUGAGCUGUAUGCUACCCAUUUUGUUCCAGAGCGUAACGCCACUAUGUAUUUUUAUCUUGAAGAGGAUAUUUAUUGGGUCGAUGAGGGGAAGCGUUGGGAUUGGGUGUACGGCCAACAGAAGAAGUUCCAUCUCGUUAGGCCUCAGGGUGCAAAGGCUGGUGAGUUGUUCCGAGUGCAAUCUCCUUGA
Molecule: messenger RNA, 1353 nt
Organism: Venustampulla echinocandica
Lineage: Eukaryota; Fungi; Ascomycota; Leotiomycetes; Helotiales; Pleuroascaceae
Exons: 4
Coding region: 1-1353 (450 amino acids)
Source: RefSeq, a predicted model, not a curated record